AUGCGCCACUUUGGCACGCACGCGCGGCAUACUACUGACCUGCCCUGCAGCGUGCCUCACUUCCCCCAAGAAGACGCCAAGCUCCGCGCGACAAAUCUCACGAUCCGCAGGGGAGGCAACUGCCCGAACUCACUCGAGGUGCUCCAGCAGCUCGUUACAGACAAUGACAAUACGCAACUGCACCUCGUGUCGUGUCUGCCGCGCCGGGAUGCCCCCAGCACCAGGAGAAUCAUCUCGUCAUUCGGGCCUGACACCAGAGUCGAUUUCCGGCACUGCAUAUAUAGGGAGGGGUAUACGGAGGCUGCGAGCAGCUACAUCAUCAAAAGCCAGCAGAGCAAUAGCCGCACCAUCGUGAAUUACAACCAUUUGCCGGAAAUGACGUGCCAUGAGUUUGCCCAAGUGGUGGACGGCUUUGAUGGGCAUGAGCCGACAUUGUGGCACUUCGAGGUGAGCGCUGCAUUUGCCUUUCUCUUUCGGCUACUGAAUCUGGCGCUGCGAGGCCGUCAUUUGGUACUUUGGUACUAUCCCGACGUGCGACAGCCUUCUCUGGGCCGCAUCCCGGAGACUACCCUCGCAUGCAUGCGUCUGCUCCGACAGAAGCUGCCCGAAGCAAACAUCAGCGUCGAGGUUGAGAAGCCCGGUAGAGAGGGACUAUCACAACUCGCCCAAGAAGCCGAUGUUGUCUUUUAUUCUCGGGUGUGGGCAGAGAGCCGAGGACACAGGUCUGCCACAGCAUGUCUCACAAAAGAACGCCGCCAUCAAGGAUCACUCGGAUUGUGCACUUGGGGUGCAGACGGGGCGACUAUCAUGUCUCAGGCAACCGGAGCCUGUCUUCACUGCCCCGUGGAGAGCGAGUCUGGCCAAAUUUCCGUUGUAGAUCCUGUCGGCGCUGGCGAUACAUUCAUUGCCGGAAUGCUUCUCAGCUUGAUACGCAACGACUGGCCCUUGUCGGAUAUCGGCAAAGCAGCAUCAUUUGCUGUAAGGCUAGCAACCUUGAAAGUCCAGAGAGAAGGUUUCGGAGGACUUGGGCUGGAUAUUGCGUCACGAUAG
Messenger RNA from Metarhizium brunneum ARSEF 3297, 1050 nucleotides. RefSeq names its product Ketohexokinase (gene Khk). Gene Ontology annotation, molecular function: kinase activity. The record is from RefSeq and is a predicted model, not a curated record. NCBI's taxonomy places the organism in Eukaryota, Fungi, Ascomycota, Sordariomycetes, Hypocreales, Clavicipitaceae.